Messenger RNA from Trichobilharzia regenti, 1017 nucleotides. The record is from the annotation of a GenBank genome assembly. NCBI's taxonomy places the organism in Eukaryota, Metazoa, Platyhelminthes, Trematoda, Strigeidida, Schistosomatidae.
AUGGUUAGUUUUGAUAUAACUAGUCUUUAUACUAAUAUACCAGUUAAUAUGGCCUUAGAAGCAGUUAAAAAAGAAUUAACUGCGGAUCCGGAACUCAGUCAUAGGACAAAGUUGUCCAUCGAAGAAAUUAUUUUAGGGAUUCAGUUAUGCCUCACAUCUACUAUCUUUAAGUUCCAAGGCAAAAUAUAUAGACAAACAGAAGGUGUAGCAAUGGGAUCACCAAUAUCCCCUAUCGUAGCGGACAUAUUUAUGGACAGCUGGGAAAAUAGUGCCCUUAAUACAUUUAACCCUACUCCGAAAAUAUGGUGGAGAUAUGUGGAUGACACUUUCACAGUGUUAAAAACAGAACACAUCUCUAGCUUCUUGACACAUAUAAACUCACAAGUUGAGGGAAUAAAAUUCACAUUUGAAUCAGAAAAUGAACAAGGAGAAUUAGCUAUGUUAGAUUGUAAGAUAAAAAGAAUAGAAGAAGGCAAACUACACACUAGUGUUUAUAGAAAACCAACGCAUUCUAAUAGAUAUUUAGACUUUAAUUCGUCUCAUCCUUUAACUGUUAAGGCAGGCUUAGUUAAAUGUUUAACAAACCGAGCAGUGGCACUAAGUAGCACAAAAAAAGAUCUAAAUGAUGAAUUAAAACAGAUAGAAGAAGCGUUGGUGUUGAAUAACUAUCCUAUAAAAUUCAUUAGGAAGAUCAUUAAAGGCCAAAAACAAAAUAAAAAUAAUUGUGAAACUAGUAAUAAUAACAUAAAUAAGAAAGAAUAUAAGUCAUCCACAGUUAUACCAUAUAAAGAGGGGACAUCUGAGACACUACGUAGGAUUCUGAAUAAAAUAGGAAUUAGGGUGGCAUUUAAACCUACAAACUCACUCAGGGACAAGCUCUGUAGGUUAAAGGACCCAGUUGACCCAAUUAGACAAAAUAAUAAUAAUAAUAAAAAUAAAUUAUAUGAAAAUCAAGAAAUACAUCUCUCUGUUAGUUUUAGUAAUGGUAGUAUAUUAAAAUGUGGUGUUGUUUGUUAG